AUGGCACCGAAAGCUAGUGAAAAGGCCGUUAAGAAAUCCGGCAAAGCUCAGAAGAACAUUGUGAAGGGAGACAAGAAGAAGCGCAAGCAACGCCGUAAGGAAAGCUACGCUAUCUACAUCUAUAAGGUGUUGAAGCAAGUUCAUCCGGACACCGGAGUCUCGUCGAAGGCUAUGAGCAUCAUGAACAGUUUUGUCAACGAUAUCUUCGAACGUAUUGCUGCCGAAGCUUCUCGUCUGGCUCAGUACAACAAGCGUUCUACGAUCACUUCUCGCGAAAUUCAAACAGCCGUUCGUCUGCUGCUGCCAGGAGAGUUGGCAAAACAUGCCGUAUCGGAAGGUACCAAGGCUGUUACCAAGUAUACAAGCUCCAAGUAA
This is a messenger RNA of Malaya genurostris, 375 nucleotides long. Its product is annotated as histone H2B-like. The record is from RefSeq and is a predicted model, not a curated record. Gene Ontology annotation, molecular function: protein heterodimerization activity; structural constituent of chromatin; DNA binding. NCBI's taxonomy places the organism in Eukaryota, Metazoa, Arthropoda, Insecta, Diptera, Culicidae. The transcript has a single exon. Bases 1 to 375 code for a protein of 124 amino acids. Gene Ontology annotation, cellular component: nucleosome.